GGCGAGGGGUCGGCGAACUCAUCUGUAUAAUGCUGAUUUGCUGCUCCGGCUAUCUUAUGCUGCUUAAUACAAUUACUCAGCGUCAAGGAAAACCGAAGACUCUGCAAUCGCGAAAGAACACCGAGCUGAAUAUCUAAGUAGACGUCCAGUCUCUGGAAAAGCAGAACCAACGAGUCCGUGACAGAGUGCCAGUGUCAAACAGUAUAGUAAUUACUAGGUCCGAGGGACAGCUAGUGAAAGAGAGAGCAACACUCUUCAAAGACUGGAUCGAAGCCCAUAAUGCCCAAAUCAAUCUCCAUUUCCAAGGUCGAAGGCAAGCCAGGCCAGGUCUAUUACCCUUUGUCACUCGACGAUGUCGCUAAACCUACUCCCAAGGGUAAAGAAGUUCUGAUCAAGAUCCAUGCUGCAGCACUAAACCAUCGUGAUCUGUUCAUCAGACAACAUCUCUACCCGGGCACUACUUUUGGCGUGCCCCUCCUGGCUGACGGUUGCGGCACUGUCAUCGCUGUCGGCAGUGAUGCCAAUACGAAGUGGAAGGGCAAGAGAGUCGUUGUGAACCCGGGUUCAGGCUGGAAAGACAGUCCCGAAGGACCCGAGGAGAAAGGCGGCUACAAAAUCCUCGGCGGCACAAAGUUGAAUGCGAACGGCACAUUGCAGGAGUACAUGGUCAUUGACGAGUCAGAGAUUGAGGAGGCACCAGACCAUUUGUCUACUGUUGAAGCUGCUGCCAUGCCUUUGACUGGCCUUACAGCGUGGAGAGCCGUCAUGAGCAAGUGCGGAGAACGCAACAUCGGACCAGGAAAAAAUGUUCUGGUCACGGGUAUUGGUGGUGGUGUAGCUUUGUUUGCACUCGAAUUUGCACGAGCCGCUGGCGCAAACGUCUACGUCAGCAGUAGCAGCGAGGAGAAGUUGCAAAAGGCUAUGAAGCUUGGAGCGAAGGCGGGGAUCGACUAUAAAGAGGAAGGGUGGGAGAAGAAAUUGUUGGGCAUGUUGCCUGCAGAAAAUAAGCAGCUCGAUGCUGUUGUUGAUGGAGCGGGCGGUGAUAUCGUCGACAAAAGUACGAGUCUGCUAAAGCCGGGUGGUGUCAUCGCAGUCUACGGCAUGACUACCGGACCCAAGAUGCCAUUUUUGAUGAAGGCUGUCCUCAAGAAUAUCGAGGUAAAAGGCUCAACCAUGGGCUCGAGGAAGGAGUUCAAAGACAUGGUCGACUUCGUCAAGUCAACAAAGGCAAAGCCGGUGGUGUCGCGGGUUGUUCAAGGCUUGGACAUAGAUGCCAUCAAUGGUUUGUUCGAUGACAUGAAGAAAGGUAGCCAGUUCGGCAAGUUGGUGGUCGAAAUCUCCAAGGAAGGCGCCGACAGUAAGUUGUGAAUAUAAUUAGACAUUGUCGACAUCUGCCAUUUGAACAAUUCCAUGUCGAUGUCAAUGCAAG
Exophiala xenobiotica is the source of this 1429-nucleotide messenger RNA. RefSeq lists its product as uncharacterized. Gene Ontology annotation, molecular function: oxidoreductase activity. The coding region runs from base 280 to 1368 and encodes 362 amino acids. The transcript has 2 exons. The record is from RefSeq and is a predicted model, not a curated record. Lineage: Eukaryota; Fungi; Ascomycota; Eurotiomycetes; Chaetothyriales; Herpotrichiellaceae.